AUGACGCAGAGCCGCAAGCACGUGCUGGUCAUCGGCUCCGUGAACGCCGACAUCGUCGUGGAGAUCAGCCGCCUGCCGGUGCGCGGCGAGACGCUGUCGGCGUCCAAGCCCGACACGGGCAACUUCUUCCCGGGCGGCAAGGGCAGCAACCAGGCGGCGGCGGCCGGCAAGAUCAUCGGCGCCGACCACCCGACGCUGUCGGCCAGGUUCGCCGGCCAGUUCGGCAACGACACGCACGGCGACGCGCUCCAGAAGGCGCUGCAGGGCGCCGGCGUGGACACGGCGCUGGCCGGCCACCCGGCCUGCCCCUCGGGCCAGGCCUUCGUAUUCGUGUACCCGGACGGCGACAACUCGAUCGUGAUCGUGGGCGGCGCCAACCGCGCGUGGCCCGACGAACUGCCGGCCGCGCUCACGGACGCCAUCAAGUCGGCGGCCAUCGUGCUGCUGCAGUGCGAGAUCCCCGAGCGCAUCAAUGCGCUGGUGGCCAAGACGGCCGCGGAGACCAACGUGCCGGUCAUGUGGGACACGGGAGGCGACGACACCCCGAUCCCCGCCGACCUGCUGCCGCUGCUGACGUUCGUGUGCCCCAACGAGACGGAGCUGGCGCGCCUUACCAAGCGCGAGGUGAAGAGCACUGACGACGCCGUGGCCGCCGCCAGGUUCCUGCAGGAGCAGGGUGCCAAGAACGUGCUGGUGACGCUGGGAUCGGACGGAUCCGUGUUCGUCCCGGCCGACGGCUCGGAGCUGGUGCACCAGAAGUGCUUCAAGGUAGACAAGGUGGUCGACACCACGGGCGCGGGAGACUGCUACCGUGGCGCGUUCGCCGUUGCGUACGCCGAGGGCCGCGAGGUGCUGGACUGCAUGGCUCGCGCCGCUGCGGCUAGUGCACUCUGCGUGCAGCGUGCUGGUGCGUUGCCCAGUCUGCCGUUGGGCGACGAGGUCGUGGCGUUCCUUAAGGAGAACGGCCUGUAGGCGAGAGGGCUAGAAGGAGGUAUCCGUAUGAUGUAUGAACUGUGUUGAAUAUAUGCGCGCACGU
Molecule: messenger RNA, 1036 nt
Organism: Phytophthora sojae
Lineage: Eukaryota; Oomycota; Peronosporomycetes; Peronosporales; Peronosporaceae
Exons: 1
Coding region: 1-972 (323 amino acids)
Biological process (GO): D-ribose metabolic process
Molecular function (GO): ribokinase activity
Source: RefSeq, a predicted model, not a curated record